Molecule: messenger RNA, 1149 nt
Organism: Lachancea lanzarotensis
Lineage: Eukaryota; Fungi; Ascomycota; Saccharomycetes; Saccharomycetales; Saccharomycetaceae
Gene: RAD27
Product: LALA0S02e03136g1_1
Exons: 1
Coding region: 1-1149 (382 amino acids)
Cellular component (GO): nucleus; cytoplasm
Molecular function (GO): 5'-3' exonuclease activity; 5'-flap endonuclease activity; DNA binding
Source: RefSeq, a predicted model, not a curated record
AUGGGUAUCAAAGGUCUCAACGCUAUCAUAUCCGAGCAUGUUCCCUCAGCUGUUCGCAAGCUCGAAAUCAAGACUUUUUUCGGUCGUAAAGUAGCUAUUGAUGCGUCGAUGUCGCUUUACCAGUUUUUGAUUGCUGUGAGACAACAAGAUGGAGUUCAAUUGGCUAGUGAAUCGGGCGAAACCACAUCCCACUUGAUGGGCAUUUUCUAUAGGACUUUGAGAAUGAUUGAUAACGGUAUAAAACCUUGCUACGUUUUUGAUGGGAAACCACCUAUCUUAAAAUCGCACGAAUUGGACAAAAGAAGUGCCAGAAGAGCUACCACGGAGGAGAAACUUAAGGAAGCAGUAGAAGAGGCUGAGAAACAGAAACAAGAGCGUAGAUUGGUGAAAGUAACGCCAGAACACAACGAAGAAGCCAAAAAAUUACUGCGAUUGAUGGGUUUACCUUAUGUAAAUGCACCUUGCGAAGCAGAAGCGCAAUGUGCGGAAUUGGCCAAAGCGGGGAAAGUAUAUGCAGCUGCCAGUGAGGAUAUGGACACGCUGUGCUAUCGUUCUCCAUUUUUGCUGCGUCAUUUGACGUUCUCAGAGGCGAAAAAGGAACCCAUUCACGAGAUCAAUGUAGAAAUUUUGUUGGAGGGACUUGAUCUGACCAUCGAACAGUUCAUCGACCUGGGAAUCAUGCUUGGAUGUGACUACUGCGAGAGCAUUCGCGGUGUGGGCCCUGUGACCGCUCUCAAAUUGAUCAAAGAACACAAGACGUUGGAAAACAUUGUUACUUAUAUCGAAUCCGGAGAAGCCAAUAACAAGUGGAAGGUACCCGAAAACUGGCCCUUCCGCGAAGCACGCGAGCUGUUUUUGAAUCCGGAUGUUGUCAAAGGCUCAGAUGUGGAUUUAAAAUGGGUAGAGCCCCAGGAGGAAGCUUUGAUCGAGUUUAUGUGCAAAGAAAAGGGUUUCAAUGAGGAACGUAUUCGUUCUGGUAUCAAACGCCUGCAAAAGGGACUUAAGACCGGUGUCCAGGGCAGACUUGAUGGAUUUUUCAAAGUCAAACCCAAGACCAAAGAACAAUUGGUUGCAGCCAAUGCCAAGGCCAAGACUGCCAAUACCAAGACCAAGGGCAAGAUUAUGAAGCCUGGAAGACCCAAGAAAUAG